This is a messenger RNA of Schistocerca piceifrons (Central American locust), 1308 nucleotides long. RefSeq names its product golgin subfamily A member 6-like protein 2. Bases 1 to 1308 code for a protein of 435 amino acids. The transcript has 3 exons. The record is from RefSeq and is a predicted model, not a curated record. NCBI's taxonomy places the organism in Eukaryota, Metazoa, Arthropoda, Insecta, Orthoptera, Acrididae.
AUGCCCGGCCAUGGCUCAGUGCGCUGCAACUUCCAGCACAGGCGAGGCGGAGAGGCGGCGGGGCGAGGCGGAGAGGCGGCGGGGCGAGGCGGAGAGGCGGCGGGGGAGGCGGAGAGGUGGCGGGGGGAGGCGGGGAGGCGGCGGGGCGAGGCGGAGAGGCGGCAGGGGGAGGCGGAGAGGCGGCGGGGGGAGGCGGUGAGGCGGCGGGGCGAGGCGGAGAGGCGGCGGGGCGAGGCGGAGAGGCGGCGGGGGGAGGCGGAGAGGCGGCGGGGGGAGGCGGAGAGGCGGCGGGGCGAGGCGGAGAGGCGGCGGGGCGAGGCGGAGAGGCGGCGGGGGGAGGCGGAGAGGCGGCGGGGGGAGGCGAGGAGGCGGCGGGGCGAGGCGGAGAGGCGGCGGGGCGAGGCGGAGAGGCGGCGGGGGGAGGCGGAGAGGCGGCGGGGGGAGGCGGAGAGGCGGCGGAGGGAGGCGGAGGCGUCGGGGGGAGGCGGAGAGGCGGCGGGGGGAGGCGGAGAGGCGGCGGGGGGAGGCGGAGAGGCGGCGGGGGGAGGCGGAGAGGCGGCGGGGGGAGGCGGAGAGGCGGCGGGGGGAGGCGGCGAGGCGGCGGGGGGAGGCGAGGAGGCGGCGGGGCGAGGCAGAGAGGCGGCGGGGCGAGGCGGAGAGGCGGCGGGGGGAGGCGGAGAGGCGGCGGGGGGAGGCGGAGAGGCGGCGGGGGGAGGCGAGGAGGCGGCGGGGCGAGGCGGAGAGGCGGCGGGGCGAGGCGGAGAGGCGGCGGGGCGAGCCGGAGAUGCGGCGGGGCGAGGCAGAGAGGCGGCGGGGCGAGGCGGAGAGGCGGCGGGGGGAGGCGGAGAGGCGGCGGGGCGAGGCGGAGAGGCGGCGGGGCGAGGUGGAGAGGCGGCGGGGCGAGGCGGUGAGGCGGCGGGGGGAGGCGGAGAGGCGGCGGGGGGAGGCGGAGAGGUGGCGGGGGGAGGCGGAGAGGCGGCGGGGCGAGGCGGAAAGGCGGCGGGGCGAGGCGGAGAGGCGGCGGGGCGAGGCGGAGAGGCGGCGGGGCGAGGCGGAGAGGCGGCGGGGGGAGGCGGAGAGGCGGCCGGGGGAGGCGGAGAGGCGGCGGGGGGAGGCGGAGAGGUGGCGGGGGGAGGCGGAGAGGCUCUGGCUCGGAACUGCCUGCUGGGCUAUCUUUCUGCAGAUCGCAGCGACAAACAGACGUCGCAUUCGGCUCGCAAACUGUCGCAGAACCGGCCACAGCCGCAACGCUCACAGCACGUGUCUCCUUCGGAGAAAAAGUGUCAUCAAGUCCUGCCCUCGCUGUAA